AUGGGCGAAGUAAAGCCAAAUAAGCCUAUUGUUUUGAAUGCCGACGACAUCAUCAGCACUGCUUCCGAGCGCUUCCCAGACACCAGCGCUGGUGGCGACGUUACAUGGAGAACAUUAAUCUCAACACCAAAGACGCGCACAAACACCUUUACCGUUGGCAUUGCUACAUGCGCUCCAGGCGUCUCAGCCGGGUGCCAAGGCCAGCUUAAGCCUCACCGUCACAAACAAGCGGAGAUCUAUCAUGUCACCUCUGGUACGGGGAUAGUGACGAUUGAUGGGGACGAGUAUGAAGUAGGCAAAGGGAGCGUGGUGUGGAUACCAGGUGAUGCUGAGCAUGGGGUUCGGAAUAUCGGAGGAGAGGAUUUGAUAUGGCUGUAUGCCUUUGCUACAGAUGGAUUCGACGAUGUUGUCUAUCGGUUCAAUGAGGGUGAACGUGGGCAUGGUAAAGAAGCAGCAAACACCAGAGCGAAACUGUAA
This is a messenger RNA of Bipolaris victoriae FI3, 477 nucleotides long. RefSeq lists its product as hypothetical. The transcript has a single exon. Bases 1 to 477 code for a protein of 158 amino acids. NCBI's taxonomy places the organism in Eukaryota, Fungi, Ascomycota, Dothideomycetes, Pleosporales, Pleosporaceae. The record is from RefSeq and is a predicted model, not a curated record.